Molecule: messenger RNA, 2255 nt
Organism: Pelagomonas calceolata
Lineage: Eukaryota; Pelagophyceae; Pelagomonadales; Pelagomonadaceae
Source: the annotation of a GenBank genome assembly
AGAUAACUCCCGGGCGCCGGCUCCGUGGAAGACGGCGGCCGUGCAGCGUGCCCAGUGCAUCGCCGACAAGCCAGGAAGACCGUAGAAUUCUUGCGCCGUAGGCCCCAAACGCGCGGAGCAGCCGGCGGGCGCCGAGCGUGCAGCAAUCAUGAACAACAUGGCGCACCUCCGCGGCGCCCUGCCUCCUGGCCUGAGACCCGGCGCCGCGCCGCCGCCGCCCCCACCAGGCAUGGCGCCGCCGCCCGGCAUCUUCGCGGGCCGCCCGCGCACGGGGCCGGGCGCGCCGCCGCCCGGCGUUAAUGUGUCAAGAGAGCAGCUCGCCGCGCAAGCGCAGUUCAACAGAAGAGGCGCAGCGCCGUCCGUCCUGCCGGGCGCUCUGUCGAGAGCCGGCGGCCACGGCUCCUUGCUGGCGCAGUACGCGGACCCCGACGGCCCCGCGCCGCCGCCGAUGCCGAAAUUCGUCUCGGCCCCACCGCCCAAGCCGAGCUUCCUCAAGAAGCCGCCGGCGGGCUUCGGCGCGCCGCCCAAAGCUCAAUUCCACGGCGCGGCGCCGCCGCCGCCCGACGAAUUACGGAGCCAGGCGCCGAAACCGCCUCCCGUAGCGCCGAAGCCGAAGCCGACGCAGACGAAGCCUACGAGCUGGGCCGCGGCGACGGCGCCGCCGCCGCCGCCCAAACCAAGCUUCCAGACCCAACAGGCACCUCCUGCGGUCGAGCCGCCCGCGGAGCAACCGGAAGCCGUCAAGAGCGUCUUCUGCACCAACUUAGCAUGGGCUAUUGAUGAUGAUACGAUGCGCGACCACUUUAAAGAUGUUGGUGAUAUCACAAACAUCAGGUGGCUCGAAGAUCGAGAUACCGGUAAAUUCAGAGGCAUGGGCGUAGUGGCCUUCGCGGAUCAUGCUACCGCAUUGAAGGCCGUCGAGCUCAAGAACGAGAGCGAGGUACUCGGUCGCACUUUCUACUGCCAGCUCCACAAGCCCAAGCCCAGGACCAUUACCGUCGGUCGCGCGAUGGCGGAUGCGAGAAAUGCCAACCGGCCCGUCUACGACGGCGAGGACCCCGUCGCCGCGUCGUUAGCGUUAGAAGCGGAGAUUUUGCGGGACAUGCCCGACGUGAAGGAGCGAGUUGAACGGAGGGAGUCGCGGUCGGCGUCCAUGGGCGAGCGGCCGCGGACGCGCGGCGCGGCGUUACCGCGCUUCGACGCGACGUCGUGCAUGAGCGGUUCCGAUAUUGCCUACGUGAUUCGGUCGCAGAUGCGUCCCUUAGAAACGAUGGACUCGUACACGGAUGAUUAUUAUUGCCACAAGUGGAAUCAAAGGAGAUUAGUCGGCGGUCAGAGCGUCGGCGACGCGGGGUCGUCGCUCGUGGCGCCUGUCUGGACCGAGACGAAGGAGCACGCCGCCGCGCGCGCGGCCCACAUGGCUUCGGACCUGAAAAACGUCACGCGCAAGUGGGAGGAGGGCAACAAAGUAUUAGGACACGUCCAGAAGACGAACGUGGCGCGGCCUAGAGCUUUAUUGACCGUGGGAGACGCGACGAGCGCGAGGGACGUCGACCAGAAGAUGCCCUUCACGAGCGCCAUGUGGGUCGCGCGGCGGGCCUGCGAUUCCGGGUCUCAAGCUCUGUUGGAGUUAUUGGAAGUGCGGGCCCUGGGCCACGCGACGCCCAAUAACUCGGAGCGGUUCGGCGAGGUCUUUUCGGCGUGUCGCGAGAAGCUCGAGAACGUUGCUAGAGCGAUCGCCCACUGCGACGCGCACGCCUUUGACUUAUGUGAUGCGAACGUCAUGUUUUUAUUAGGAGCGGGGCCGCCGCCGACCAUCGACGCGUCCGAACCCGUCGAACACAGCACGAAGACAGCCGCCGUGUUUUCGGCAUUGAUGUCGCUGCCCAAGGGCGUCAAGCUGCUGGCCCGAUUUGCGAGAGCCAUGCCGGCGACGGCCGCGGCGUCGCCUCUGCUGCGGGCGGUGCUGGAAACGCCGCGCGCGCUGAACGACCUCUACUUCGUCGACCACGACGAGGAAUUGCACGCGGCCUUGCGGGCGGACGCCUUCGCGGCGCGCGUGCCGUUCAAGACGCUCGUGGCGCUGGUCGACGGGUUAUUGGCGGCGCCGUCGCUCUACGAGCUCGUGCAGGCGGGCGACGACCUCGCGGCGCGGCCGGACGCGGAGCCGAAGCUCGCCGACGAGUGGAAGUGCAUGCGCGAGUAGUUCUUCGCUUCCUUGAGGGGGAGUUUUUAACGUCUUUCGUUUAUAGGGC